AUGAGUGAAAAAAUCCGUGAUAUCGUGUUGGAUGACCCCAAAGUGAAAUUGCACGAACUAGCUGCGGCUGUGGGCAUCUUAUCCGGACGUGUGUUCAAUAUCCUACACAAACAUUUGAGUAUGAAAAAGCUAACUGCAAGAUGGGUGUCGCGAUUGCUAACAAUCGAUCUAAAACGUGAACGAGUUCGCAUUUCUCAACAUUGUUUGAACACGUUUAGGCGCAAAUCAAAGGAAUUUUUGCGUCGAUACAUAACCGUUGAUGAAACCUGGAUCGACCAUUAUACACCUGGUGGUGGAAUCGAAACAACAGUCGGCACAAUGAAUUCCAAAGGGUGGGAAAGUUCUGAAGCGACUAAAGACGCAACAAUCGGCUGGAAAGGUAAAGCAAUCACAGGACAAUAUUAUGCAUCAUUGUUGGACCGGUUGAAUGAUGAAAUCAAGAAGAAAAGGCCUCAUUUAGCGAAGAAAAAAAUUCUCGUUUAUCAAGACAAUGCAUCAGCUCACAAAUCGGUAAAAGCAAUGGCAAAAUUGAACGAAUUGAGAUAUGAAUUGCUCCCACAUCCACCAUAUUCUUCAGAUCUGGCGCCGUUUGACUUUUACCUGUUUCCAAAUCUCAAAAAUGGUUCCAGAGAAAGAGAUUUGCUUCAAAUGAAGAGGUUGAAUGGGAAACAGAUGCAUAUUUUGGCGGUUUAG
Dinoponera quadriceps is the source of this 693-nucleotide messenger RNA. RefSeq names its product histone-lysine N-methyltransferase SETMAR-like. Gene Ontology annotation, molecular function: nucleic acid binding. The coding region runs from base 1 to 693 and encodes 230 amino acids. The record is from RefSeq and is a predicted model, not a curated record. Lineage: Eukaryota; Metazoa; Arthropoda; Insecta; Hymenoptera; Formicidae. The transcript is spliced from 2 exons.